Molecule: messenger RNA, 2917 nt
Organism: Pseudoliparis swirei
Lineage: Eukaryota; Metazoa; Chordata; Actinopteri; Perciformes; Liparidae
Gene: dqx1
Product: DEAQ box RNA-dependent ATPase 1
Exons: 8
Coding region: 63-2528 (821 amino acids)
Cellular component (GO): spliceosomal complex; intracellular anatomical structure
Molecular function (GO): RNA binding
Source: RefSeq, a predicted model, not a curated record
ACAAUGCAGUCACACACACACAAUGCAGUCACACACACACACACAAUGCAGUCACACACACAAUGCAGUCACACACACACUUACACUCACACACACAGUCACACUCUCACACACACAGUCACACUCUCACACACAAUGCAGUGACACUUACACUCACACACACAAUGCAGGCACACAGUCACACACUCACACACACAGUCACACUCACACACACAAUGCAGUCACACACACAGUCACACUGUCACACACAAUGCAGUCACACACUCACACACACACAGUCACACACACACACACACAGUCACACUCUCACACAGUCACACACUCACACUCUCACACAGUCACACACUCACACACACUCACACACACAAUGCAGUCACAUACACAGUCACACUCUCACACUCACACAGUCACACUCUCACACACAAUGCAGUGACACACUCACACACACUUACACUCACACACAGUCACACUCACACACAAUGCAGUCACACACUCACACACACAGUCACACUCUCACACACAGUCACACUCACACACACAAUGCAGUCACACACACAAUGCAGUCACACUCACACACAGUCACACACUCACACACAGUCACACAAUGCAGUCACACACAGUCACACUCUCACACACAAUGCAGUCUCACACACAGUCACACUCACACACACAAUGCAGUCUCACACACACAGUCACACUCACACACACAAUGCAGUCACACACUCACACACACAGUCACACACACAGUCACACUCACACAAUGCAGUCACACACAGUCACACUCUCACACACAAUGCAGUCACACACUCACACACACACAGUCACACUCUCACACAAUGCAGUCACACACUCACACACACACACAAUGCAGUCACACACACACACACACACACACAAUGCAGUCACACACACACACACACACACACACAAUGCAGUCACUCACACACACAAUGCAGUCCCACACUCACACAAUGCAGUCACACUCACACACACAAUGCAGUCCCACACUCACACAAUGCAGUCCCACUCAGCAACAGGCUGGCGGUCCUUCUCGUGUGCAGGAGGCCGAGGAGUGUGUGUCUCUGCUGGAGAGGGAGUGUGCCGCUCUGAGUCCUCAGCUCGGUCCUCUCCGGAUCCUGCCCCUCCAUGCUGGACUGGGUGGGCUGGCCCAGCGGGUCUACGAAUCCAGCUCCCACGGUUCUCCGCUGAGGGAGAGUGGCGGCUCUGAGGGCCCGGAUGGCUCGGUGCCGGGAGCCAGAGGUCAGGGGGUGACGAGGAAGGUCAUUCUCUCCGAUACCCUCGCAGAGGCUUCCUUCUCCCUGCCGGCCAUCCGCUACGUCAUCGACACGGGCCUUCAGCUCCAGACUGUUUACAACACACAGAUACGAGCCAACUCGCAGGUCGUGAGGACGAUCAGCAGACACCAGGCCGACAUGAGAACUCAGAGGGUCAACAGCCACCUCCCAGGGCUGUGCCUGCGCCUCUACCCCCAGUCCCUGUAUGCCGGUGGGAUGGAGGAGGCCCGGUGUCCAGGCGUCCUGGAGGAGGACCUGAGCCACUUGGUGCUGCUGCUCAAGAGGCUGGACAUCGCCGACAUGGGGCAGUGCAAGUUCCUGGACAGACCCGCCCCCGAGGCUCUCAUGCAGGCUCUGGAGGACCUGGACUACCUGGCGGCGCUGGACGAUGACGGGAACCUGUCCGAGGUGGGCAUCAUCAUGUCCGAGCUGCCACUGGAGCCGCCGCUGGCUAAAGCCUUGAUCGCCGCCUGCGAGUACGACUGUGUGGACGAGCUGCUCACUGUAGCCGCCAUGCUAACGGCUCCGUCCUGCUUUGUGACAGCAGAAGCCGACCGGGAGGAGGCUGCCGUCUCCUGCUGGAGACCCCUGAUGCACCCAGAGGGAGACCACAUGACCCUCAUCCACAUCUACAACGUCUUCACAGAGCAUAAUCAGGAUGAGGCGUGGUGCACGACAAACUUCCUCAGUCACACUGCCUUGCGAUUGGCUGUGGUGAUCAGGGCGGAGCUACUGGAGGUGAUGCAGCGAAUAGAGCUUCCUGUUUCUCCUCCUGCGUUCGGAUGCCAGGACAACUGCACGAAUAUCAAGCGCGCCCUCAUCUCCGGCUUCUUCCUCAAAGUGGCUCAUGAUGUGGAUGGCUCAGGUAACUACCUCCUGCUGACUCACCGCCAUGUGGCUCACCUGCAUCCCUUCUCGUCCUACCUGUGCCGCCGGCCGUGCCCCAGACCCCCGAGCUGGGUUCUGUACCACGAGUUCACCGUCUCCAGGGACAACUGCAUCCGCAUCGCCUCCGAGGUCCACCCCCAGAUGCUCAUGGAGCUGGCCCCGCAGUACUACCUGGGGAACCUGCCAUCCAGCGACGGCAAAGAGCUGCUCAUGGAGCUGAGGCAGAGUCUGGAGCCCCGGGCCUACGAGCCGGACCAGGGACCGGACCAGCACAGCAGGACUCACAGGAACCCAGACGGGACCGGAGACUCUCAGUCCAGCAACGAGCUCUGUGUCGUCCAAUGAGACGCAAGAAGGCUCUCAACAUGUCACGAUAAUUUGAUCUGCGAUUUGGUACUUUGUAUAAAUGAAUGAUGUUUGAUUGGAAUGUACAGUGAUGUGUUCAUGUAUCUUCUCUGGACCCCGUGACCUCUUUGUGCUGGAUGGACUUAAAGUUUUAUUUAGAGUUUUUUAUUUAAUGAGGGACUUCUGUGUUUCUGUUGUUCUAUAAGCAUCGUGUAAUAAUGGAGUGGGUGAAACGCUCUAAAGGUUGACCUUUGACCUCUAUGCAGACGGCUGUUGAUACUGUUUUUAAUGUUUUGGGUUCCCAGCUUAGGCCUUCUUCUCUCUGUGUCGUAAUGAAGAAUCCGAUUUCAUAGUCAAUACUUCAAAUAAAAGUGUUUUUCAUGUUGGAA